Triticum turgidum subsp. durum (durum wheat) is the source of this 2760-nucleotide messenger RNA. NCBI's taxonomy places the organism in Eukaryota, Viridiplantae, Streptophyta, Magnoliopsida, Poales, Poaceae. The record is from the annotation of a GenBank genome assembly.
AUGUGGCUCUCCACUGUCCCAAUUCUUUCAACCCUUCCUCCAGUGUUGUCUCCCCAAUACCUGCAAAAACUUCCCAAACCUUUUUCCCCAUCUCCAGUCUCCUCCCCUCGUUUUGAAGAUCCUUCAUCCUUCAAUUACGAAAUAUACAGGCACGAGGUCUCGACUCUUCAAAUGGUAGAGGACAAUCUUGAGGUGGGCGACUCUUGUUUGUCUUCACCAAAAUCUGUGCAAAAUUCUGUAGAGCCUAGCCCAACUGAAGGCACCAAUGAAGAUGAAAGCAGUAACCUUGAGAAAACAGCAUGUGCCAAUUUUGAGACACCAAUGCACCAAGAACUUCCUGCAAGCUUGAUAUUGAUUGACGAAGAAAGCAAUCUGCAAGAGACUUCGGUUGAACAAAAGGCUUCCAUUGGUGAUUCCAUAUCAUCAGAAGUAGACCACAGUGGGUUGCCAUCAAUCAAAGAAGAUUCUCACAGAUUUCCAUCUGCCUCUAACGAAGUUGAUGAAUCAAAGGAUGCCAUCAGUGACUUGAUGACAACGCAUUCUUCAGAAGAAAACACACAUGCAACACCACAGACUUCAGUUAGCUCAAGAGAAGAGGUCCAAUGUGCACCUUUGCAUAACGUUCAAGAUGGUGCUUCCUGUCCCGAUUCUGAGAAAACUGCUUGUGAGGCGCCACCUGCUAUCUUACAAAAGGUGAAAGAAGAUAAACCACGGUUCAUGCAUAGAUUGCCUGAUCGCCAAAUGAGCCUACGAGACACUAGACAGAAAAUGCCUGCGCCCGUGAGGAGAUUGAACAGUGGGAAUUAUUCGAGGACUGAUAAUUUUUUUGUCGAUACAACGAAGCCCAUUGAGUCAGUGAAGGUGGCUGCCUCAAGAUUUGGUGGGAGCAUCAACUGGAAAACGCGCAAAACAGAACCAGUGCAGGUGGGUGAUCAUGUCAAACUCGAGGUCAGUCUGCUGAAGAACGAAAUUUCAGAUUGCAAACAGCAAGCAGAAGCUGCAGAGGCUGCAAAGCUGUCUGUAUUCAAUGAGAUUAAGAGAACAAAUAAGCUUAUUGAAGACCUGAAACAUGAACUGGAGAGGGCAGAACAUGAAGAGGCAGAUGCCAAGGAGGAUUUGGAUUUCUUCCAAUUUAUUGUACCAGAGAUGGAUGAAGGAGGAGCUAGCGGUGAUAGUGUUGCAGGCGAGGAGAUUUUGAAAAAUAUCCAAGAACGGCACAAAGUACUGGUGUCCAAACUGAAGUUGGUCAAUGAUGAGUUAAAAGGGGUUCAGGAGAAUUAUGAUUCUUUAUUGAUUGAACAGGACAUUUCCAUUGGAAAAUCUCAGGCAGCCAUCAUAGUAUCCAAAGAGUCUGAGAAGCAAGCAGAGGAGCUCACUGUAGAGCUCAACAAACUGAAGGAAGUGUUGGAUUUGGCUCGUGCCACGCGCCAUGAUGCUGAAAAACACAAGGCGUGUGCAUCCUUAGCUCGAGAUGAGGACCGUCUUAAAUGGGAGAAGGAUCUAGGGCAAGCAGAAGAGGAGCUGAGUCAACUCAACAAGAAGCUUUCCUCUGUCGAAGAUCUGAAAUCAGAGCUCGAAAUAUCAUCCAGCUUGCUGGUGAAGCACAACGAAGAGCUAAAUGCAUAUGUGGAGGAAAAGCUAAUUAAAGAAGCACAAGAACAAGGAAACAAAACUGAUGAGACCAUGCAAGAAGAAACCAUUCUAUCAAGAGAUGAGCUUGAGGAGCAGAAGAAGAGCAUUGAUAAGGCGAGAGAUGAAGUCUGUGCCCUGAAAGUUGCUGCUGCAUCACUUCAGUCAGAGUUGAGCAAAGAGAAAGAAACACUUGCCACCAUGCAGCAGCUGGAAGCAAUGGCAUCGAUCACCAUUACUUCUCUCAAGGCAGAGAUUAAGCUGGCAAAACAGGAACUGGAAACAGUUCAGUCCAAGGAGAAGAAAUCCUGCGAUAGAAUGAGCGAGUUGCCUGGGCUUCUGCAAGCUGCAGCCCAGGAAGCUGAUGAGGCAAAGUCUCUCGCUGUGAAGGCACAGGAGAUGCUAAGAACGAGCAAGGAAGAAAUGGAGCAAGCGAAGGCUGAUCUGAGUACUAUGGAAUUCAGGCUCCAAGCAGUCCUGAAGGAGACGGAAGCAGCGAAAGAGUCUGAGAGGCUGUCGCUUGAUGCUCUCAGAGCUCUGGAGGAGAGCGAGCUUGCAGCAAGCAUUGCAGAACAAGGCUCUCCUGGAAUGAUCACACUGGACUUUCAUGAACAUGCGUCUCUCAUCGAGAAGUCCCAUCAGGCAGAAGAGCUUGUGCACGAGAAGAUAUCUUUUGCAGUUGCGCAGGUUGAGAUGGCCAAGGACUCCGAGUCUCUCGUCUUAGCAAAGCUCAGCGAAAUUUACAAGGUUCUGGAAGAACGAAAGCAAGUGCUGCUUGCUGCCCAAAAGCAGGCCGACAGUGCCACGGAAGGCAAGCUGGCCAUGGAACAGGAACUGAGGACAUGGAGGGAGGAGCAUGGGGAGCGUCGUAAGGCUACCGCUGAGGCUUUGAAAUCUGAAACUAAACAUUCAAACCCGGUGGUGAUCGUCGUUGAGCGCGAUCGGGACAUCAAGGGCACAUGCAAAGAAGACAGCUGCGCCUUGGUUCAUCCGCUGUCCUCGGAUAUGUCAGCCAGGAGCAGCCCUGCCGGCCCAGGUUUGCGCGAGAAGGCGAAGAAGGCAAAGAAGCCGCCGUUCCUCCGGCGCAUGAUGAUGUUCCUGGCCAGGAGGAGGCUCACAGCAGCGGCGUAA